Molecule: messenger RNA, 4666 nt
Organism: Cololabis saira (Pacific saury)
Lineage: Eukaryota; Metazoa; Chordata; Actinopteri; Beloniformes; Belonidae
Gene: fez2b
Product: fasciculation and elongation protein zeta 2b
Exons: 11
Coding region: 16-1269 (417 amino acids)
Cellular component (GO): cytoplasm; axon
Source: RefSeq, a predicted model, not a curated record
CGACCUCCGAGGUAAAUGGAACGCAGCAUAAAGCCGCGACCAGCAGCAGCAGCGGCUCCACUGGCCGCCAGCACUGCAGUCAUGGCGGCGCCUCUAGCCCACUUCGACGAGGACUGGCAGGACUUUAACGAGUUCAAGUCGUCCUCGGAAGCCGAGGAGCAGCUGGAUCAGCUGAACUCAAACGUGUCCGAGCCAUCGGGCGGGGAUGAUUUCUCCGACUUGGACAACAGUUUCUCCGCAGAGAUCUGCAGCUUCCAGUCCAUGGAGGAUCUCGUCCACGACUUCGACGAGAAGCUCACGGUGUGUUUCCGCAACUACAACGCUGCCACGGAGAACAUAGCGCCCAUUAACCCUAUCACGGAGGAAAACUUCCUGAAAGACGACGAGGUGUGGAAUUCUCUGACAAGUAACUAUGGCCACGUGAUGCCUGUUGACUGGAAAACCUCAUACACUCGAACCUUACACCUGCCUUCCCUCAAGCUCACUCAGCAGGAGAAUUUGGACAACCAGUCUUUGGAUUUGUCAGAUGACGACGAGGAGUUGAGAGAACAGUUGGAUAUGCACUCAAUCAUUGUCUCCUGCAUCAAUGACGAGCCGCUCUUAACAGCUGAUCAGGUGAUAGAAGAGAUAGAAGAGAUGAUGCAGGAGUCUCCGGACCCUGAUGACGAUGAGAGUCCCUCCCAGUCCGACUUGUCCAUGCUUUCUCAGGACCUUCACAGUUUGAAACGCUCCGCCUCCAACACGAGCUGCGAAGAACGACUGCGUCAGCUGCCGGUGUCGGAGCUGUCUCAGAAUCUGGAGGAGGUGGAGGCGGCCAUUCGUCGCUACAGUGAAGAGCUAAUCCAGGCUCUGGCACUGCGAGAUGAACUGGACUAUGAAAAGGAGGUGAAGAACAGCUUCAUCUCGCUGCUGAUUGAUGUGCAGAACCGGCAGAAGGAGCACCGCGAGCUACUUCGAAAGAAGAAGAAGAUUAAAACCUCAACCACAACAGGGCCCAACGGCCAGAGGACAACCAACACGCACAUACAUGGCACGCUCCUCACUCUGGAGGGACUUUCCAGUGUCAUUCAAAAUGGCCUGCGUCAAACUUUUGGCCACACAGGAGGGGACAAACAGUACCUGACCACAGUAAUUCCCUAUGAAAAGAAAUCGGGCCCCCCUUCUGUGGACGAUCUUCAGAUCCUCACAUCAAUUCUGCAUGCCAUGAGAGAUGACAGUGAGAAGGUGCCUGGCCUCCUAACAGACUAUAUUCUCAAAGCUCUGGUAUGAGAGCAGUGGAACCGAGUUCUCUGUCCCACGUAAAAGCGGAAGGAGCAACUUGUGUAUCCGGAGUCACCCGGGAGACCAGCAGGGGAUGGUUGUGGUUAUUUGGAAAUCAAAACCUUCCUUCGUUUGUUGUUCUGAAAUUUUUACCUCUGUAUAUGACUUUUUGUCUGUGGUGUUUUUCAUUUGCGAUCUUUUAGAUUUUUUUUGUUCCCCUAUGCUUGACUCCUACAUCCCUGAAUGUCCUGACAGCAUGAUAACUUGUCUUUGGAUGCCAGUAAUCAGUGUUAGUCUAAUCAUCUCACCUACCGAUUUCACAUGGAGCUAUUUAAUAGAAAGAGUGAAGGAGAUUGCCUUUUCUUUCUUUUUCUUUUUUUAAUUUCCAACUCUAUUGUCGCCGUGAUCAGGCUUCAGUCAGCCUGUAUUAAUCUGUGUAGUUACCUGACAGGGGAAACAAAUCCUGGGAGAAUCUGUGACUCUCAAAGUGCCAGGUAAUGGAGGAAGUUAUCAAGCAUUAUUGAUAUCUUGUAUUUCUUUUUUUUCUUUUCUUUUUUUUCUUUUCUUUUUUUAAUGUAAUGAAACAUUGAUUGCACGUAGCAUUUUGAGAUCAAAAACUCUGCAUGCUAGGGAUCAAAGAGGAAACCCUAAAUAUCGCAAAUUGUACGUCUCGACUGUAUGUUGGGUUCGGAUUAACCUGGACGUUUUAAAAUGAAAUAUUUUGUAUAUGAAUGAAAAAGUUGCACAGUUUUUACUCUUAGAAAAGGGACAAAUAGUCACAUGAUGUCGAAAGUGAUGGCUGGGUGAACAAACUUAUAAAGUGUAUUUUUGGAUAAGAGGUUUUUGAGCUACACAGGUAGACUUGGUAAUCAUUUUUGUAAAUGCUGUUCAUGACAUGUCCCUCCCCAAACAACUCCCUCAUAAGUUCCUUUCGUGAGUCCUCAGAUCCCUUGUGUUUCAUUGUUUUGCAUCUGGUUGUUUUGUUGGCUAGGUGGCGUAUUUUCAGUUUACAUCAGGUUUGAUUAUACUUAUACUUGACCAGUUGGGGGAUCUGUCUUUUAACACUUUGACUUAAAAUAUUAUAGAGAUGGUGGUAGCACUUUAUUCUGUCAGGGUAUCUGGUCGUGUCGAGAUGGAAAACAUGGAUGAUGUACCACACUACAUCUCACUGAUGUUAAAACCUGAGUGAGUGGCAACAAAAACACGCCUCGUGUCAACGUAUGGAGAUGUUAUCCAGCAUGUGAGUUUCAGUGAGGGUGAGCGUUUAAUUCGCCUUGAAAGGGACACUCCACUGAUUUUGUGUUUCCAAAUUGGACAGUAAGCCUUCAGCUCUGUCUUCUGUGGCUCUGAAGAGUCUUUUACCAGCAGGAGUUGUUGCGAUACCAAUGCCAGUAUCGGAAAUACUCGUAGAUACUCUCCAAAAAAAAGGGUAUCGGAAAACUGUGACAUGUUCCUCAUGCAAGUCUGUUGUUUCCAGACUAAAACAAGAACAACAAUGGACGGGAUCCAUUCCAGGAGAGGAAGCUGGAAUAUCUCAGAAUGGGUUAAAGGCAAGGCUUUGCAAAGUGGGAGCCAGGUCUCCCCAUAAGGGUGUUUUAUACUUGUCUGUAGUUGUUUGUUGCUCUGUAAUUACAGGAGCAAACACUAGGUGGCGGUGUGGAGUCUUUUCUGCACUGCUGAGCUUAUGUUUUUUACUUGCAGUCCGUAGCGCGUACCUGCAACUGAGCAAAUGAAGCGUUUCUUAUUUGAGCUGGAGCUGAUGGAUGUUAAUUAACAGUAGCAGAAGUAGUCGUCAUGGGAAAUGCAUAAAAGGAAAUGCAAAGCCACCAAGGAGAACAGUCACAUUUUUGCAGUUCACAUGUAGGUACAUUUCUUGGGAAUGUAUGUCGAGCUACGGCAGAAGUUAUGAUGUAGGGUUUGUCAGUUUAUUGUAGGCGCAUAAACAACGCUGCAGCAGGUCAACGUAGGUUCAGUGUAGAAGUAGAAAUCAUACACAAGUUCUAAACCGUACAUUUUCAUGUUGACUUGAUUGGAUCUGGGACUUUGUCAGACAGAAUUGAAUUAACUGAGAGAGGAAACCUCUGUUUGAUGGGAGAGCAGUCCUGAAUCAUGGGAGUGCCCCUUUGCAAACACCAGACAAUGCAAGUCCUCCAUGCACAUUCAGAUCAGUGGCUGGUACAGGUGCACCAUCCAUGAUCAGGUCCAGUCUAGCUCUCAGGUACAAUCAUCGGUGUUGGAACUCAAAGGACUUCUUUUGGUUGGUACCGACCUCUCAGACUCUUAAGUUUGUCUUCAACAUCCAACAGCUACAGUCGCUGCAUUUUAUCUUUUAAAUAAUGUUCUCAAGCAAGGUAGCCACUCAAUUUAAGUGGGUAGCAUUACAAAUAAUGAUUUAUAUCAUGCAGUGGUGCAACAUGAUUAAAUCUCAAAGAUGUGGAUUGUGUUUUUAGUGUUAGUAGCUAUAGCUCACUGGUGAACGGCUCAGGUGAAAGCAUUGGUAGAGUCUACAGUUUUUGGGUGACAGUAAGUGAUUGCUCUUAUGAUUAUGGCCAGGAGGAGAGAAAAGGAAGACUGGACAGGAAAUGAUGUGAAUGUUGAUGAUUGCACAGAAGUUGCUAAAAAAACUAAGAGGUUCAUUUAAUAUUUUUAAAGGAAAACAAAAGCUCGUAGUCCUAUAUUUAUAUGUGACUUUUUCCUGUAUGGCUGCCAGCUAUGAAAACAUUUACAACCCAGCAUAGGCUGCAUGCACUUUACCGCUGCAAACACAUUUUCAGUGAUUUAUUUAUUGGUUUACAGACAUAUUAAGACAUUUUACACUAAAGGGACGAAUGCAUGUUGCAGCAAAAAUGUAAAAACAUGUCAAGUAUCUCGGCAUUUAAGAUUUAAACUCUUUUAAAAUGUAUCAAAGUCUCAUUUUAUCAAAAUAUGGUUAAUCAAAUGCUUGAAAUUGAUGUGAUACCAGUUAUGUACAUCCAUCGCAAUACUUUUUUGUAUUUUAUUUUAUUUUUUUAAUAAUGAAAUGAGAAACAUCAUUCUGCUCUCUGAAGGAUCUCAGGCCAGAGCUUCAUCUGGUCCUCUCUGCAAACAUAUCAGCAUAAUUCCAGUUCAGAGAUUUAUAUUUGUAGAUGAACAAAAGAGGAAAAAAAAAACAAAAACUAGAGGCUGCCUUUGUAAAUACCUGCAGGUAUUUGUAAAUUUGAUAAACUGGUUUUGUUCUUAAUGCAAUAUAAUUCCCCAGUCUGGGAUUUUAUGUUUACUGUCUCAUGUGGUACUGCAGUACUUUAAUUUAUUAUGUAAAUGUUUGUUUUGUAACCGAUGUUCUUGGCUGUCAAGGUACAAGUGUCUUUGUGCCCAUAUUGCAUUGCAACUCAUUUCAAAUAAAAAAAUAAAAAUAUAUAUCUGUAAA